AUGAAUAAUAGAAAAAUUGAUUCUUUUUUCAAGAGGAAAGCAUGUGAAAUUGAAAGAGAUGAGAGAGAUGAAGAAAUUAUAAUCCCGACAUUUGAACCUGAAACAAUUCUUGAGAUUCCAAGAAUUGAAGAGCAUCAUGGGUUUGAAAAUUCUUUGGAACGUGAUCCUGGAAAGCAUCGUCCGAUUUGGCAAUAUCCACCAAAUCAAGUGGAUGCAAUACAAAGAGCUUAUCUAAAAUGGGGUCCAUAUCAAAUUCAUUUAGACAACUAUCCUUUGUCCGGUAAUGCGGAUCAUCCAAGAAGGUUUCAACACACUUGGUUUAGCAUAUUUCCCUCUUGGUUAGAAUAUUCACCAUUUGAAGAUGCUGCAUACUGCUUACCUUGUUACCUUUUUAGCAAAAAACCAAGUGGGCGUCCCGGAUCACAUGUCUUCAUUUCUACGGGAUUUAGAACUUGGAAGAAAGUUAGGAAUGGAAAACAUUGUUCCUUUCUUAAACACAUAGGGAUGGAUUCAUGUUCGCCACACAACAAUACAAUGCAAGCUUGUCAAGACUUGUUGAAUCAAGAUUGUCAUAUCAGAAAUGUUAUUCAAGUUCAAAGUUCAAGUCAAAGAAUGAGUAACCGGCUUCGUCUCAAAACUUCAAUUGACAUUGUUUGUUGGUUAACACUUCAAGCUUGUGCUUUAAGGGGUCACGAUGAAACUAGCAAUUCAAGAAAUCAAGAAAAUUGCAAAUAUACCUCACAUAAAAUUCAAAAAGAGCUCUUGCAAAUUCUUUCUAGUAGGGUGAAAAAGCAUAUUCGUGAGGAAAUUGGUGAUUCCAAAUUUUGUAUUGUUGUAGAUGAAGCUCGCGAUGAGUCAAAAAAGGAACAAAUGGCUCUUGUAUUAAGAUUUGUUGAUAAAGUUGGUUUAAUACAAGAGAGAUUUUUUGAUGUGGCACAUGUUAAAGACACCACGUCUUUAACUCUUAAGGAAGCAAUUUGUGAUAUACUCUCUCGACAUAACCUUGAUGUGUCUAACAUUCGCGGACAAGGGUAUGAUGGUGCUAGCAACAUGAUAGGAGAAUGGAAUGGUUUACAAGCACUCUUUAUGAAGGAUUGUCCUUAUGCAUACUAUGUUCAUUGUUUUGCUCAUCGAUUGCAACUUGCCUUGGUUACAGCAUCAAGAGAAGUCAAACCAAUUCAUAAAUUCUUUGAUAAACUGAUUUUUGUAGUCAAUGUUGUUUGUUCUUCCACUAAGCGCCAUGAUGAGUUACAAGCUUCCCAAUUAGAAGAGAUUGCACAUUUGUUAGAGAUUGGUGAGAUUGUAACUGGUAAAGGUUUAAAUCAAAUUGGUACUUUGAAACGAGCUGGAGAUACCCGUUGGGGAUCACAUUACAAUUCUAUUUGUAGCUUGAUAAACAUGUAUGAAGCAACUUGUUCAGUUUUAAAAAAAAUUGCAAAAGAAAGGGGAAAUUAUGCUACACGUGGGGAUGCAGAUAGUUCUUAUAAUUACUUGAAGGCAUUUGAUUUUAUAUUUAUUUUGCAUUUGGUGAAAGAAAUUAUGGGGAUAACAGAUAUGCUUUGUCAAGCCUUACAAAAACAAAAUCAAGAUGUAGUUAAUGCCAUGGACUUGGUUCGUUCAACAAAAAGUUUUAUUCAAGACUUGAGAGAAAACGGUUGGGAUAUAUUGUUUAGUACAGUGACAUCUUUUUGUGAAAAGCAUGGUAUUGAGAUUCCCGAUCUUAAUGAUAUUCAUUCAGCAACAAGAUUUGGACGAUCUCACCUUGAAGAAAGUCAAGUCACAAUUCAACAUUACUUUAAAUUUGAAAUCUUUUUCACUACCAUUGACAAACAGUUACAAGAGUUGAAUAGAAGAUUUAGUGAGCAGGCAAUGGAUUUGUUAACUCUUUCUUGUGCUUUGUCUCCUAAGGAUGAGUAUAAAGCUUUUAACAUUGAUACUAUUUGUUCUCUAGUUGAAAAAUAUUAUCCUAUGGAUUUUAGUGAUCAAGAGAAGAAUAAUUUGCAAUUUCGACUUCGGCAUUUUCUAUUUGUUGCUCGCCAAGCAUCAAAUUUGAUUAAUUUAUCAACUAUUCAAGAGCUAUGUUCAUGUUUGGUGGAAACUGGACAGGCUGAAAUUUAUUUCUUGAUUGAUAGGCUACUUCUCCUUAUCAUGACUCUUCCAGUUUCUACGGCAACAAUUGAGAGGUCUUUUUCAGUAAUGAAAAUUAUCAAGACUAAGUUGAGAAACAAGAUGGAUGCUAGGUUUCUAAGAGAUAGCAUGAAAGUUUAUAUUAAAAGGGAGAUUAGUGCAAACAUUAGUUCUGAGUCUAUUAUUGAAGAUUUCAAGUCACUCGGAACACGUAAAGCUUUAUUAUAA
Molecule: messenger RNA, 2355 nt
Organism: Vicia villosa (hairy vetch)
Lineage: Eukaryota; Viridiplantae; Streptophyta; Magnoliopsida; Fabales; Fabaceae
Exons: 2
Coding region: 1-2355 (784 amino acids)
Source: RefSeq, a predicted model, not a curated record